AUGGAUGAUAAUGCCAUAGAUGAAUUUAUUAACGAAGUUUCUAUGUUAGACAAAUUCCGCAGUGAGUAUAUCGUCCACUUCUAUGGCGCCGUUUUCAUACCAAAUAAAGUGUGUACGGUAACCGAGUUUGCUCAAUUUGGAAGCUUACAGGACUUGAUGAAUCACAAAAAUUCAAAUGAAAUUGAUGUAAUACUUCGUGUUAAAACGAUGAAAGAUACUUCAAAAGGAAUAAUAUAUUUACAUAACAACGGAAUUUUACACAGAGAUAUCAAACCAGACAAUUUUUUGGUUGUUUCACUUGAUUUAAACAGCAAUGUGAAUGCAAAAUUGACUGAUUUUGGAAGUAGUAGAAAUGUUAAUAUGUUGAUGACUAACAUGACAUUCACCAAAGGUAUUGGUACAUCAAAGUACAUGGCGCCUGAAAUUUUAAAACAACAAAAGUACACAAAAAGUGCCGACAUCUAUUCAUUUGGAAUAACAUUGUACGAAGUGUUUGGAUGGUGUGAAGCUUAUCAACAUACGAAAUUUAAAUUUCCAUGGAAAAUAGCAGAAUUUGUAAUUAAAGGAAACCAUCUUAAAAUAAUUGAACAGAUUACUGAAGAACAAUACACUCUCAUUGAAAUGUGUUGGCGUUAUGACGAAAACAACAGAAUUUCAUCGUUUCAAAUUGAAGAUUGUCUUGAAAAAAUGAUGCAAUCAUUGAAUUAUACAAAUAAUUAA
Entamoeba invadens IP1 is the source of this 720-nucleotide messenger RNA. Its product is annotated as serine/threonine protein kinase HT1, putative. Gene Ontology annotation, molecular function: protein kinase activity; ATP binding. Gene Ontology annotation, biological process: protein phosphorylation. The coding region runs from base 1 to 720 and encodes 239 amino acids. The record is from RefSeq and is a predicted model, not a curated record. Lineage: Eukaryota; Evosea; Mastigamoebida; Endamoebidae. The transcript has a single exon.